GGGAAAUAUAUGUAGACGAUAUGUAGUAUUGUUUUAUCGAUUCUUCACAGCCUGCUCAGUUGCUUAUCUGCUUUUUUCUUUUUUUUUGUCUUGAUCUUCAAUGUUUCGAAAAUAAAAGCGGUUCAUUCUUGUGUGGUCCAGUGUUGUCUUUUGUGUUGAAUCAAUUAAAGCAAAAUGGCAACCGUUGUUUCGAAAGGGGUGUGCAAUAUAAAUGCAUUGUCGAAAGUCGUUUGUAAUUUCUUGAAGAAGGAAGUAAAAAUAACGAACCCUUCACUUGAACCAGCGGUUCCUAAGGGUGGCAACUUCGUAUCAGAUGCUUGGAGGGUGACAUUUGUCAUCAAAGAUCAGGAGAAGAGCACUAAUGCUAGUAUUAUCGUGAAAACAAAGCCAGCUGAUGAGAUGCUCGACAAACUCAUGCACACAGACAUCGCUUUCAAAAAUGAAAUUUUGGCUUAUGAGAAAAUCAUUCCAUCUUUAAACAAACAUGUCUGCAGCCCUAUACGUGUACCACAGUAUCUUCAUGGUGAUCUUACCAACAUCGUUCUAGAAGAUAUGAAUGUGAGCGGUUUCCAGACUCUCAAUAAAAAAUUUGCCAUCGAGUGGAACCAAGUUUGGUCUCCAAUUCAGGAGAUGGCCAAGCUUCACGCAGCCUCCAUCUGCAUGCAACAUUUGAAUAAGCAAAGCUUUGAUUGUUUGAAGGAUCAAAUUAGUGAAAUUCCAUUCCCAGAUACUUCUUCUCUUGGUGAGAGACAAGCUAGUGUUUUGGAUACUAUCCAGGGCGUCCUCAAGGAGAAAGGCGAAGAUAUGAAGUUUGUCCAAAUGGUGGAAAACUUAAAGAAAAAUGCUUGGCGGGACCAGAGGGAAAUAAUCGAGCAAGAGGUGGACAUCAGAGUAAUCAACCAUGGAAGCUUUUGGAUCAACAACACCGUGUUUAAAAAAGACCUAGCUACACUUCUAGACUUCCAGCAUAUCGUCUACAGCACCCCAGCGAACGACCUUAGUUACUUCAUGUAUGUCAACUUGGAUCCUAGGUUCUUCUCGAAUAACAGGAGGAACCUCCUACUUUUUUACCUCAUGAAUUUGCACUCGAACAUCACCGAUAGACUUGGAGUUGCCCAGUCAACUGACAUAAUCGAACCUUUGAACUACUUGUGGAUAGAUAGAGAGUUCAGAAGAUGCAGCCUUUACGCUUACAUGAUGGCACAGUGGAUUAUGCCAGUGUUUUAUUGGAGUGAUGCCGUCUUCAGACAGCUUGAAUCAAAGGGAGGACUGGAAAAUAUGUCGAUACCUGAAAGGUUGUCUUAUCUUACCCCAGAACAAAAAGACAGAAUCAUAAAGCUUACGAAACUUUUCGUUCAGGAGACCCUCAGGGAUUAAUUCACAAAUAAUAUAAAAUUGUCUAUUUGCUGCUAUUCGUUUUUUUAUUUUUUUAAUUUUUAUUGAUGUUUGGAGGAGAAUCGGAAUAAUCUUCGAGUUUUUAUCAUUAUUUUUAUAAGAAUGAAGUUAUAAUAUAAUAUAAAGCUUGUGAAGUCAUAAUUUUACAGAUAUCCUUCUUUAGGUUAUUUUAAAUGUAACACUCGAAGUUUAGUAUACGAGAAAUAUAUUCUCGUAAUUCAA
Messenger RNA from Harmonia axyridis, 1617 nucleotides. RefSeq lists its product as uncharacterized. The record is from RefSeq and is a predicted model, not a curated record. NCBI's taxonomy places the organism in Eukaryota, Metazoa, Arthropoda, Insecta, Coleoptera, Coccinellidae. Bases 175 to 1377 code for a protein of 400 amino acids. The transcript is spliced from 4 exons.